UUCCCCACCUUCACGGCAACGUCGGAAAAUUCCCACUCCUCCCCACCAACGCGUGGCUCAUACUCUCCCCUUCUUCAAGAGGCGCCACCCCUUCGUCUUCCAUACUCACCAAUCAUCAGCUUCAACCUAACUGUUUCUGUUUGUUUGUGUCUGUGUGCGUAUUCUGCCGGUGCCGGCGAUGGUGGAGCUUGGUCAAGCAGAUACUGAAGUAUACGCGCCAAAGAGGACCUUACAAGUAUGGCGUACACUGUUGAACUGGUUGGCUUUCUUUUUUCAGAUCUUCGUUCAGAUCAUUAAAGCCACUCCUUCUUUGAUAAAUUAUUCUUCCUCGCCGUCUUUUGAGCCUUUGCCCGUCGUUGAAUUGUCUGAAUCUCCCCAACCUCCGACACCUUACGCCGCCUCUACCGUCCAUAUUCCGCCAGCCGGUGCUGAUUUUGAUCGUUCGCAGAAGCUCACGGUGGUUCUUGACUUGGAUGAAACUCUGGUAUGUGCCUAUGAGACUUCUAGUUUGCCUGCCAUUGUUCGUAAUCAAGCCAUAGAAGCUGGACUGAAGUGGUUUGAGCUAGAAUGCGUAUCUUCGGACAAGGAAUGCGAAGGCAAACCCAAAAUCAAUUAUGUGACGGUAUUUGAACGUCCUGGAUUACAUGAGUUUCUAACCCAGCUCAGUAAAUUUGCUGAUCUUGUGCUGUUUACUGCAGGCCUUGAAGGUUAUGCUAAACCACUUGUUGACAGAAUAGAUGCUGAAAACAGGUUUAAUCGUAGACUUUAUCGGCCUUCAACAAGUUCCACGGAAUUUAGGGAACAUGUGAAGGACCUUUCCUGUAUAUCAACAAACUUUUGCAGAAUUGUCAUUGUUGACAACAAUCCGUUCAGUUUCUUGUUGCAACCAGUCAAUGGAAUCCCUUGCAUACCUUUUUCUGCUGGACAACCACAUGAUGACCAGCUUCUUGAGGUCCUCCUUCCGCUUUUGAAGCAACUUUCCGAGCAGGGUGAUGUAAGGCCGGUGCUGUAUGAAAAGUUCCACAUGCCCGAAUGGUUUGAUAAACACGGAAUCCCUACUUCUGGGUGGGCAACACAUGGAUAAAGUUAACAUUUGUACAGAGUAGAAGCUUUUUGUUCUUAAAUUUGAGGCAAUCUUCACCGUCAACUGAAGAUGGUGAUAUUUUGGAUUUCACAUUUUGUAUAGUUAUCAAGUUGUACGUACCUCAACUUCAAUCAGGAAAUUCUUUAGUUAAUCCCCUUGGCUUAAUAGGGUUUUUGACCUCAUUUCUUCUUGUAAUUUGGUAUAUACAGCUUUGCUAAAUCGAGUCACUCGUUAUUAUCUCC
Messenger RNA from Cynara cardunculus var. scolymus (artichoke), 1326 nucleotides. RefSeq names its product CTD nuclear envelope phosphatase 1 homolog. The transcript is spliced from 6 exons. The coding region runs from base 179 to 1084 and encodes 301 amino acids. NCBI's taxonomy places the organism in Eukaryota, Viridiplantae, Streptophyta, Magnoliopsida, Asterales, Asteraceae. The record is from RefSeq and is a predicted model, not a curated record. Gene Ontology annotation, molecular function: phosphoprotein phosphatase activity.